AUGACGACAGCACAUCGCCCGACAUGGCAUGCCGCCGUAGGCCAGUCUAAUGAAGGAGGCUGGCAUGCAGGAGGCAAAUUGAGCGACCAGAUCUCGGCGCGCGACCUUCCAGCUCAUAGGCGACUCAAAUUGCGACAGGUUGGACAGGGCACUGCAAAUGAGGUGGAGUUGAUGGACUUGCGCGAAGAAUUGGAGCGCAAGGAGGAAAAGUACGAGGUAGAGAAAGGUCGAAAGAUAAACACUGCACAAGAUAAGCUGCGACGGCUAGAGGAAAACAAGAAAAUCUUGCUACUAGGCGAUGCAGAGACAAAUGAGCGUGAGUCGCAGCUAAAGAAAGUUGCAAGUAAAUACGAUGAUGCAGACGAUGGAGCUGACUCCGAGAAUUCGAGCGAUGGCGAUAGUGACAGCGACGAUGACGACGAAGAAGCUGAAUUAAUGCUUGAGCUUGAAAAAAUCAAGCGUGAGCGCGAGGAGGAGCGAUUGCGGAAAGAGGAAGAGGAGAGAAAGAUUACUGAGCAACGGUCACGCGAAGAAAUUCUCCAAGGUAACCCACUGACGCAGCAACAAGCUGCAGGAAGUGCGAAGAUGAAGAGACGGUGGAACGAUGAUGUAGUUUUCAAAAAUCAGUCUCGCAAUGAGCCGGAAGUGAAGAAACGAUUCAUUAAUGACACGAUUCGCAACGACUUUCACCGCCGCUUCCUCAGCAAGUAUAUUCAAUAA
Messenger RNA from Plasmopara halstedii, 720 nucleotides. Its product is annotated as pre-mrna-splicing factor cwc15. Gene Ontology annotation, cellular component: catalytic step 2 spliceosome. Gene Ontology annotation, molecular function: RNA binding. The transcript is spliced from 5 exons. Lineage: Eukaryota; Oomycota; Peronosporomycetes; Peronosporales; Peronosporaceae. Gene Ontology annotation, biological process: mRNA cis splicing, via spliceosome. The record is from RefSeq and is a predicted model, not a curated record. Bases 1 to 720 code for a protein of 239 amino acids.